AUGGCCCAAGACAUCAAUGUCAUGCUGUAUGGGCUUGGAGCGAUCGGAUCGUUUUACGCCUUCAUCUUGGGCCGCGCGAAACGUGUCCGUCUAACUGUGGUGGCACGUUCCAACUAUGAGGCUGUCAAGAAAGAUGGUCUGCACAUCAAAAGCAUGAACCAUGGCGAUCAUAUCGUGCACCCUGCCAAAGUGGUCAGGACGCCAGCCGAAGCUGGCAACACUUACGAUUACAUUGUGUGCGCGCACAAGGCCAUCGAGCAAGCUUCAACAACCAAGCAACUGGCCCCUGCCGUUGACGAAAGCAAGACUUGUAUCGUGAUCAUUCAGAAUGGCGUCGGAAACGAAGACCCAUUCCGGGAAGCAUUCCCCAAGUCCCCCAUCUUGAGCUGCGUGACAUGGGUUGGUGCCAGCCAAAACACCCCAGGAAUCGUGAACCACUGGAAGUCGGAGAACACGCAGAUCGGAAUCUUUCGAAACGAGGCACUCGAAGCGGCCAAUGAACGAGCCCGACUGGACGAGUUCACGGCGCUGUUGCGUGAAGGCCAGACCCCGUUCUCAGUCGAGGAAAACAUCCAGAUCCAACGUUGGGAGAAAGUCAUCUGGAACGUGGCGUGGAAUUCGCUGACGACGCUCACGAUGCUAGACACCCACUCGUGGCUGAAGUCGUCGCCCAAUGCCACGCCCAUGACGCGAAACCUCAUGCGCGAGGUCAUCGACGUGGGGAGGAAGUGCGGCGUGCCACUCAAGUACGAGUUGAUUGACGAGUUCAUCGACAAGAUCCUCGACAUGCAGCCGAUUGGUAGUAGCAUGCAGACGGAUUGCAAGAUGGGGAGACCCAUGGAGGUGGAGGUUAUCUUGGGGACUCCGGUGCGCAAGGGGAGGGAACUAGGAGUCCCGAUCCCGACUCUGGAGGUGCUCCAUACCCUGUUGGUAGCUGUGAACUCUCGGAUGAAGCCCAGUCCGUCUUGA
Messenger RNA from Fonsecaea multimorphosa CBS 102226, 969 nucleotides. RefSeq lists its product as uncharacterized. Gene Ontology annotation, biological process: pantothenate biosynthetic process. Gene Ontology annotation, molecular function: 2-dehydropantoate 2-reductase activity. Lineage: Eukaryota; Fungi; Ascomycota; Eurotiomycetes; Chaetothyriales; Herpotrichiellaceae. The coding region runs from base 1 to 969 and encodes 322 amino acids. Gene Ontology annotation, cellular component: cytoplasm. The transcript has 5 exons. The record is from RefSeq and is a predicted model, not a curated record.